AUGAACACUCAGCAGCUGGAGCAAAUGGGCCAGUUCAAGGUCACCGUGUGGGAGGAGGAGAACUUCCAGGGAAAGCGCUGCGAGUUCAUGCUGGAGUGCCAGAACAUCAUGGAGAGAGGCUUCAACAAGAUCCGCUCCAUCAAGGUCGAGAACGGACCAUGGGUGGGUUACGAGUACCCUGAGUUCCAGGGGCAGCAGUUCAUCCUGGAAAAAGGAGACUACCCUCGCCACGAGGCCUGGAGCGGAAAUAGCAGCUACAGAACCGAGCACAUUCUUUCUUUCAGACCCAUUAAGUGUGCUAACCACAGUGACAGCAAGGUGACUCUGUACGAGAGCGAGGACCUCCAGGGUCGUAAAUUCGAGGUGUGCGAUGACUACCCCUCUCUACAGGCCAUGGGUUGGUGUACCAAAGAGGUUCCUUCCAUCAAAGUCAACUCGGGGGCCUGGGUGGCGUAUCAGUUCCCUGGUUACCGAGGUUACCAGUACAUCCUGGAGAGAGACAAACACCAAGGCGAGUACAAAAACUACAACGAGUUCAGCACCCAAGCUCACACCAAUCAGGUGCAGUCCAUCCGGAGAAUCCAGCACUAG
This is a messenger RNA of Nerophis lumbriciformis (worm pipefish), 591 nucleotides long. The record is from RefSeq and is a predicted model, not a curated record. NCBI's taxonomy places the organism in Eukaryota, Metazoa, Chordata, Actinopteri, Syngnathiformes, Syngnathidae.